Molecule: messenger RNA, 1684 nt
Organism: Salvelinus sp. IW2-2015
Lineage: Eukaryota; Metazoa; Chordata; Actinopteri; Salmoniformes; Salmonidae
Source: RefSeq, a predicted model, not a curated record
CCUACGGAAGUUCCGGCUAACUUUCAUACAAGAAACAGAGAGUCUGACAUAACACCUGCAGCUAGCAGAGGCAGAGGUUCAUUUAAUUCCAGCACCCCCGUUGCAUUCUGGGAGAGUGGAUAGAGACUGAGCAGUGGAUCUUUUUUAGUAGUACGGCAAUUUCUGGCACCCGAAAUCUCAUGUCGAAAUAGCUAGUCUUCCGCUAUCGGUAGUAAUGGCGCUGACAUGGUUCGAACGGUUCCUGGCCUCGAUGCUGCGGGGAGCGGUCGGGAUGCUGUUUGCCGUCUUCCAGCUGCUCGCUCWGCGGCGGGGAGCGGACAGGUCGGUGAGGAGGCUCCCACCAAUCACCAACCCACUGUUGAAGGUCCCCGCGAUGCGGCUCGCCCGCAUGAUUCGACGGAGAGAGGUAACCAGUGUGGAGGUGGUACAGACCUACAUAGACCGCAUCCAAGAGAUUAACCCUCUCAUCAAUGCCAUGGUCAAGGACAGGUUUUCCUUGGCCCUGCAGGAGGCAGCCCAGGUGGAUAAGCUGAUCGAGGAGGAGACAGGAGGAGAGGAUGUUCUGGAGGACAGGCUUCCUCUACUGGGUGUCCCGUUCACUGUCAAAGAGGCCUUCUCUCUCCAGGGUAUGCCUAACUCCACAGGGCUGGUGUCACGGCGGGGGGUGAUUUCGGCAACGGACGCUCCCCCGGUGGCUCUGCUGAAGAGGGCAGGGGCCAUUCCUCUGGGGGUGACUAACUGUAGUGAGCUCUGCAUGUGGCUCGAGUCCCAUAACCACCUGUAUGGAAUCACCAACAACCCAUACGACCUGGACAGAAUACCAGGGGGAAGCUCCGGAGGGGAGGGCAGUAUUUUGGGCGGCGGUGGUUCCGUGAUAGGGGUUGGCUCAGAUGUUGGGGGCAGUAUUCGCAUCCCAGCAUUCUUCAACGGCAUCUUCGGCCACAAGCCAACAUCAGGUGAGGGCGUCCAGUCUGACACCUGUAGAUUUACGGUUCUUCUCUGUUCCUUCACGCACGAUGGAGGCUCUCCUCUGGUAUCUCCUGUCGACCAGCAGCUAGUCCUGGCUCAGAGGAGGGUGGUUCAGCGUCUGGAGGCAGACCUGGGGGUCAAAGUUCAGCAGCUGAAGAUUCCUCAGCUCAAAUACUCCUUCCAGAUCUGGAGUGCGAUGAUGGGAGCCCCGGGGAAGGAUGGAAAGCAGCCCACAUCGUUUGCAGAGCUGAUGUCUGACCAUGGGAAGAAGGUGUGGCCUCUAUGGGAGAUMGCUAAGUGGACUGUGGGACUCUCUAAGCACACCGUGGCUGCUCUAGGUCUGGUCCUGGUAGAGAUGUUCCAGAGGGCRCAGCCCACCCAGUUCAUCCUGCAGCAGAAGGAAUCUCUCCAGAAGGACCUGGAGGAACUGUUGGGGACAGACGGGGUGCUGCUCUACCCCUCUCACCCUCACCUCGCCCCCAAACACCACCAUCUCUUCACCCCCUUCAACUUCUCCUACACUGGUAUCUUUAACAUUCUGGGUCUUCCGGUGACCCAGUGUCCGUUGGGGCUGAGCGAGGAGGGUUUACCCUUGGGACUGCAGCUGGUAGUGGGGAAGCAGCAGGACCGUCUCUCCCUGGCCACCGCUGUGUUCCUGGAGAAGACCUUCGGAGGUUGGAGAGACCCGGGAGCAUGGCCACUGCCACCCGGCUAG